Acyrthosiphon pisum (pea aphid) is the source of this 668-nucleotide messenger RNA. Its product is annotated as nuclear mitotic apparatus protein 1. The record is from RefSeq and is a predicted model, not a curated record. The coding region runs from base 138 to 584 and encodes 148 amino acids. Lineage: Eukaryota; Metazoa; Arthropoda; Insecta; Hemiptera; Aphididae. The transcript has 4 exons.
AUAAAAUGUAGAUCAGCUGACCACCCAAUCUCUUAGUCCCACCACUAGUAAUGUACUCCCAACCAUAGACAUUUAAAAAUAUAAUUAUAUUCUUAUUAGGUAAAAUAUUUCCAAAAGAAGAAGAUGAGGAAGGUGAAAUGUUCAACCACUCAUGCCUUGCCGAUCUAAAAGAAGGGAAAGUAAGACUCAAUGAUAAUAAAAAACAAUAUAAUGAAAGACUGUCAGAACUACAAGCCCGCAACUCACUUUGUCCACCACAUUUAAGAAGUUGUUAUGCUGCAGAGACUAAUUUCUUGCCAAAUACCUCAUUAGUUACAGAAGAAGAUAUUAAGACAACCGCUAAUUAUAGUGAUUAUGAGACUGAAAACCUUAUCCCGAAUGAUCGUACCAAGAAAAAAGAUAGAAAUCAGACAUCCUAUAAGAAACCAGGACCACCAACUCCAAGCAAAAAUGGAGGUCGUGUUUCUUUAUCGAACAAUGCUAAAAACACUUUAAAAGAAUCUAAAGAAUCAAAUACUAAUAAAAGACGAGCUAGCAGUACUCCAAACAAAUUAUUUAGCUUAUUUAUGAGCAAAAAGAAUUAAUUUUAUAUAAUUUUUCAGGAUUUUGAAGUAUCUAACUGUUGCACAAUUAUUUUUAUGUUUAUAAAAUUUGUAUAUCUUAUUACA